This is a messenger RNA of Miscanthus lutarioriparius, 1374 nucleotides long. NCBI's taxonomy places the organism in Eukaryota, Viridiplantae, Streptophyta, Magnoliopsida, Poales, Poaceae. The record is from the annotation of a GenBank genome assembly.
AUGGCAAGGCCGCACGUCGUGGUGGUGCCGUACCCGUGCGCCGGCAACGUGAACCCGGCGCUGCAGAUCGCCAAGCUGCUACACCACCACGGCGUCUACGUCACCUUCGUCAACAGCGAGCACAACCACCGCCGCGUGCAGGCCACCGAGGGCCCAGGCGCCGUGCGCGGCCGGGAUGGCUUCCGCUUCGAGGCCAUCCCGGACGGCCUGUCCGAUGCCGACCGCGGCAAGCAGGACUACGGCCGCGGCCUGGAGAUGGCCGUCAGCACGAGCUGCGCUGCUCCGUUCAGGGACGUCAUCACGCGGCUCAGCUGCACGCCGGGCGUGCCGCCCGUCACGUGCGUGCUCACCACGAUGCUGAUGAGCUUCGCGCUGGGCGUGGCCCGGGAGCUGAGGAUCCCGACCAUGGCGUUCUGGACAGGCAGCGCGGCCUCGCUGAUGACGCACAUGAGGCUCCGGGAGCUCUGGGAAAGAGGCUACGUGCCACUCAAAGAUGAGAGCUUGUUGACGAACGACUACCUCGAGCGCACCGUCAUCGACUGGAUCCCCGGCAUGCCACCGAUCCGCCUCGGCGACUUCUCCAGCUUCCUCCGCACCACCGACCCGGACGACUUCUGCCACCGCUUCAACGAGUCGGAGGCCAACAGCUGCACCAACGCCGGCGCCCUCAUCCUCAACACCUUCGAAGGCCUGGAGGCCGACGUCCUCGCCGCUCUGCGUGCCGAGUAUCCGUGCGUCUACACCGUCGGCCCCCUGGGCUCCCUCCUCAACGGCGCCGCCGCCGACUCGGCGCCCGGCGGCGGCCUGAGCCUGUGGAAGCAGGACGCCGAGUGCCUCGCGUGGCUGGACACGCAGGGACAGGGCUCCGUCGUCGGCCACCCGUUCCUCUGGGCUAUCAGGGACAACCUCAUCCGUGGCGGCGGUGGCGGUGGCCGCCUGGCACUUGAAGCGCUGCCCCCAGGCUUCACGGUUGAGACGGCAGGGCGGUGCCGCUUGACCCAGGAGCAGGUGCUGCGGCACGCGGCCGUGGGCUGCUUCCUCACGCACGGCGGGUGGAACUCGGCGUGCGAGAGCGUCGCCGCCGGCGUGCCGAUGGUGUGCUGGCCAGGGUUCGCUGACCAGUUCACCAACUGUAAGUACGCCUGCGACGUCUGGGGUGUCGGCGUCCGGCUGGACGAGGAGGUGAGGAGGGAGCAGGUCGCCACGCACGUCGGCGAGGUGAUGGGAAGCGAGGAGAUGCGGAGGAGAGCGGCGAGGUGGAAAGAGGAGGCAGACUCCGCUGCCUGCCCCGGCGGCUCGUCGUGUGAGAACCUGCUGAGCAUGGUGGGAGCGCUGAUGAAAAGCACAGACUCACAAAUAAGCCUGAAGUGCUGA